Messenger RNA from Symbiodinium pilosum, 1053 nucleotides. Lineage: Eukaryota; Dinophyceae; Suessiales; Symbiodiniaceae. The record is from the annotation of a GenBank genome assembly.
AUGGAAGAGUUGCUUGCCCAAUUGCGCAGUGCAAACCCAGGUGUUCCUGACGAGGUAAUAUGGCAAUUUCUGCAGCGACGACUGCAUGGCGAAAAUCGUGAGUAUCCAGCAUCUUUUCGAUCCCUGCUGGACGGAAAGAAUCGGCCUGAUGAGCCAGCUUCAAUGCAGCCUGCGCCAGAAUCUUUCCAGCUCAGAUCGCGCUGCCACUGUGGGAAGUGCAAGGUGGUUUGGGAUCUGGAUGCACAUCACUUGAGAGUGACUCGUUGCUACUGCCCAGCCUGCCGCCAUCAUCAAGCUAGCUCCUUUGCAUCAUACCUUGCAACUGGCUCUCCUGAAAACGGCAUGCCGCAAUUCACAGGUGACGUCACCAAGCUGCAACACGUCUGCGACGUUCUGGGCUCUGUGGCCAGGCUUAUGUGUUCUCGCUGCUUCACGAAACUGGCAGUGGUUCCAGACAGCGGAGCCAGAGCAGGUGAAGUCCUCCUCUGCAUGGGGUCCGUGGAAGACGAUUCGAUCCCUGAUGAAGUGGCACUGAAAUGGCAAACUUGUCACGAAGACUGGGACCAUGCUUCAGAGCCAUCAUGGUGGCGAGCGAAACCGGCAACAUCGAUGCUGCUCCGCCGGAGCCAAUUACUAAAGGGAGCCUGCUCCUGCGGAAGAUGUUCCUUUGAAGCUAAGCUAUUGCCUGGCGAAGCACAGCACUGCUAUUGCAGGCUCUGUCGGCAAAUGUCUGGAUCUGUGGCGCAGACCUGGGUUCCUGCAGAGAAAGUUCAUUUCCGAUGGUUGCGAUCUGAAACUCUACGACUGGUGAGAACAACUGGCCAUGGCCAGCGUCAUCUUUGCACUUCCUGUGGGACUGUUAUGACCAUAGUUUAUGAUUCACAGCCUGAUUGCAUCUGGCCGGCUGCUGGCACGUUCGAUGACACGCAGCUGGCGGAAGCUUCUUCCAAAGACUUGAUGUGGUACCGGGUGAUCCAUAUUUGCUGUGCUUACAUGCAACCUUGGUAUCUGCUUCCUGAUGAUAGGCUUCCUAGACUGAAGUAUGCCGGCUGA